Molecule: messenger RNA, 4822 nt
Organism: Periophthalmus magnuspinnatus
Lineage: Eukaryota; Metazoa; Chordata; Actinopteri; Gobiiformes; Gobiidae
Gene: wipf2a
Product: WAS/WASL interacting protein family, member 2a
Exons: 9
Coding region: 485-1762 (425 amino acids)
Molecular function (GO): actin binding
Source: RefSeq, a predicted model, not a curated record
GGGUUUUCCGCAGAAGGAAGAACCGAUAAACUGCGAUGUUUGGUCCGCUGGCAGGUCAAGAGUGCGGCUAAAGUUUUUCUUGGCCUCCUGGAACAUUUUGAAACCCACAGUUUCAUGCGUUUACCCCUUUAAAUUGCCUACAGCUUUAUCUGGGCGUGGAUUGAUGUCUGUAUCUUGCAUCGCGGACACUGACAGCAUAAAGUAAACACAUAUAUGCUAAUUGCUAAUGCUAACUAGCUUUAGCUGGGAGCCAAGUCUUUUUAGCAGCGAUUUGGCAACAAAACCAAAAUCUGACAGCAACAUCCUCUCGUAAAUCGUCCAACAGCUUACCGAGAAGAUUUGGUACGUGUUAUUCAUGUUGUUUUGGAGCGACAGAAGAACAAUCCUGCGUUUUUACCUCUUAAGGAGAGCUUGUGAGAGGGUCCAGAGGAGGCAGUGAAGUCCGGAGUGUUGUCCCAGUCCGAGGAGCUGUCAGUGGGACACGAUGCCCAUUCCUCCCCCUCCCCCUCCUCCCCCUGGUCCUCCACCUCCCCCCACCUUCAGCCAGGCGAACACCACUCCUCCUAAGCUGAGUUCGGCAGAGACCAAAGGUCGCGGGGCCCUUCUCAGUGACAUCCAUAAAGGAGCCAGACUCAAGAAAGUCACUCAAGUCAAUGACCGCAGUGCCCCCGUCAUAGAGAAGUCUGGAGGAGGAGGCAGCAGCAGUGGAGGAGGCGGAGGAGGAGGGGGCCCGAUGGGAAUGGGAGGUCUGUUCCAGGGAGGGAUGCCCAAACUACGCUCAGUCGCAGAUGGUCCAGUUGGUGGUUCAGUCGGGCGCUCUGCCCUGCGCCCACCCGGUGCCCGCCCCUCUGCCCCACGCCCCCCUGCGGGCCGCUCACCCUCUCCCUCCCGCGCAAACAAACCCUCUCCUCCUGAACCGCAGCGUACCCAAAGGCCCUCAUUACCCGACAUCACCCGCCCUCCCUCCUCCGGCGGCAUGAAACACAGCACCUCUGCCCCACCCCCUCCCCCGCCUUUCAACCGGCAAUCAAACGCCCCACCACCACCUCCCGCCAAUCAGAAGAACUCACACUCGCACAGCAGAGAGAAGCCCCUCCCACCCACGCCAAGCAGAGGGUCAGAUCGGCCCUCCUCUUCCUCUUCAAACAGGUCUCAGAGUGGAGGGACCACCGCUCCCCCUCCUCCACCCCCCUAUAGACCCAACUCAAACGGACCGUCCCAAACAGACGCUCCAGAGCUGCCCCAGAGGCACAACUCUCUGCAAAAGAAACACACGUCGAGCAGCAGCCAUCAGAGUCGCAGCCAUGCCCCACCGCCUCCGCCUGCACCAGCCAAUCAGACAGCUCGGCCUCCACCUCCCGCCAGGGAGCCACCUGGGCGCAGGACAGCUCCUCAGGCUCCCCCCUCGUCUGGCUCUCGUAAUGGCUCUCGGGACGCACCCCCACCCCCUCCUCCAUACCGCGGCCACAGCUCGGAGCCUCAAAAUCGGAUGGGCAAACCUCCACCUCCACCCUCCUCCACUUCCUCUCUGAGCUCUAGGACACCAGCUGGACCCCCUCCUCCACCCCCACCCAUCCGUAAUGGGCACUCCAACUUCUCCAAAUCCAUACUAGAUGAUUUUGAAUCCAAGUUUAACUUCCACCCGAUCGAGGACCUUCCACCUCCAGAGGAGUACCGGCAUUUCAACAAGGUCUACCCCAGCAAACACAACAAGGCCCAGAUGAGAGGAGCGCCGCCUGCCCCUCCGGUGGGCUCCAGGUGAACUGACCUCAGAGAAACGGGAAGCAGCAGCACUUGAACGCCUCAUAUCAGGACCAACAAAACCAGUGCAUUCCUUUAUAAUUUUACACACUUAACAUUCAAUAACACACAUUCCACAUUCACAGUAACAUUCACUUUGGCAUUUUGAAGUUCUUUGACGGGCGGACACACAAAUCCUCCCCAAAAGAACAGUGCCACACGUUUUUGUUUUUAUGUCAUGUUUUGUCUUAAGAUGGCCAUUCCUGCAGUGCCAGGCGAGGGUGCGUUUGAUUUUCUCUCUAAAUGUGCCAAAGGCGGGUGGAGUCUAUCGAGUUGCACACAGUGCACUUUCUACAUAUGAAAAAAAAAACAUUAGAUUUUUAACCUUUUUGGAUAAGUCUUCACCGACGCCACGCCUCUUUUAAAUUCUUGUUUGGACCAAGGGACUUAUAUUUUUCAAUUUUUUUGUUCAUUUUUGGGGGUUGAUGAUUUUGGUUUUUCUUCCACGCGGCAAUGUUGCACGGCAGCUUCAAUGCUAUACCGAGUCACUGUGCAUGGACCGGAGUUGCACCUUUUGGGGAAAAUGUCUUUAAAAAUAUACUGACUAUACUGAAAUUAUACUGACAGUAGUUGGAGCCAACUUUGUGUUAGCCGUUUACUCUCAUGUUGUCUAGACUUUUAAUGAAUUAUCCAUUGAGUAUUUUCACUAAGCUAUGGACAGAGGCAGGUCCAACCAUGCACUAUUUAAUAUUUUCAUGUCAGCAGUUUCAUUGAAAACAAAGCAAACUGCCACAGUAGUAUAACUGUAAAGUUAACAGAGCCUGACAAAUUUUACCCCAAUUUCCCAAGCUUACUUCAAAAUUGUUACCAUAUUUCUGAAAAUGUAUUUCAGCAAAAAACACAAAAUGAAACAAUGUUGAAUAUUUGCAGCUUGCGUAAUAUUUAAAACUAUUUUAUUAAUUUAGCAUUUAAAAUGUAUGUAUCAUUCAAUACAAUUUUAAUGCAGUUACAUUAAAUUGACAGUUGGAUGUCAGUUCAGAUGACAUGUGCGUUAGUCACAGGCCACUACAAAACAACAUUGACUUUGCAAUUAAACUAUAAUUGUAAUUGGUCAAUUGGUUCUUAAAAUGGACAUUCAUCAUGGAGUAAUCACAAAAGAAAGAAAACUAUGAACAUUCAGAUAUGGAAAACUAUGAACAUUCAGAUAUGGAAAACAAAUAUUGAAUGAACAUUAGUAGAUGCUGUGUAAUUAUUUCAUCAAUACAUUUUUAAAAUAAUCAUGUAUGCAUCAUUUCAAAAGCACAAGUUAUGGCAUUUAUCAUAACCACAUUUAAAUAACUUUAUCAUUAACACCUAUUUGUCCCACUUUGAUUCAUGUGCAAGAUUAUAUUAGCAAACAGGUGUCUAGCAAUUGAAUGUUGACUUUCUCAGGUCUAAAAUUGCAGCAUGUUCCUACCCUGACACACUUAAGUUUGGGCGUUGCUUGUUUAAUGCAUUGCUUUGUCCCAGUAUGUCAUGUAAUUUAUCCUGUUUGUAAUUUUAAAAACUGGUUAAAAUGCCUCUGUCCAUAGUGCACUCGAUUUGGAUAUUUUUUUGGGGACAACUUGGGCAAAGCUUAUGAAACACUACUUUUAACAUUAUUAUCUUUGAUGCUGACAUUUGGCAAAAGUGUAAAAGGAUCUUGGUUUUUUGUGUCAUAAAAGCUAAAAAAUAUGUACCCGUAAUUGUAAAAAAAAAAAAAAAAAAAAAGAAGAAAAUUGAUGUGGCAUCGCUAUGCAAGAAGAAACUGUAGCUGAUAUUCACUAACCAAAAAACAUAGAUAAAGAACAAUAGAGGAAGCUGACAAUACGAUGUGGAAGCGUGUUUUUCUGCCAUUUUGGGUAGGGCAAGAAAAAGAUAAUCUACAAUAUAAUUCAAUUGUUUGUUUUUUUUGUUUUUUUUUAAUCAAAUCAUUAACAUUUAAUUUUUAAAUUUGUUUUACAUCAGAUUCUGUUCCGUACACAGCUCUAUACUUGCAAAAGAUAAAGAGUAUAGAGCUUCACAAUAUAUAUUUUUGAUAUUGGCAAUAUUAAAAUUAUAAGAGUUAAAGUAAGCUUAUUUAAAAGUCCUCAAAACACUGGUCAUUAAUCAAAUAAUGGAAUAAAAAUACAAAACUAGAUGAUACUGUAUGUUAACAUGUUCUUCAGAAAUCUAAUUUAGUUUGUUGUUUUUGGCUACAGUUUUAGCCAUUUCAUUUUUUCAUAUCAUUUCCAUAAUGAUUAAUACUUUUUGACACACAACUUGUAUAACACAUUGCACUACGUGAUUUUAAAUUUGAUUUCACUUUCACAGUUAGAGUUAAGUUCUUAUGCAGGGUACUCUAGAUAUUGCCAAAUAAGAUGUUAUGCAAAGGAGGAUCAUGUUUUUAAAUUCUUUAAUAUUAUUUAAAACCCAAUUUGUUCUUUUCACUAAAAUCAACAAAUUUACACGCUUCAGCACCCUAUCCUCUACUGCUGUCUGUCUAUGGUUUAAAACAGGAAAACACUAAAGUGCCAGAGAAAAUGUGGAUUCUUUAUUUUCUUACAAACCAUAAGCUUAUUUUAAAAUUAUAGAUGUUCUUAAAAAUGCCAUUCAGGUUGAAAAUGUUUUAGUGACACAGCGCCCACUGCUGGUUUUCGCCUUAACACUUAUCAAUAGGUACCUGUACUUUUGUUUUUUGUUUUUGGGGGAUAAAGAUGAUAAAAAGAGUAAAGAAAAAGCACGUCUAUUUGAAAAUGCAAUAAUAAAUAUUGUAUAGUUACGUUAUGGAUAUGGUAAUCAUAGUUAUUGAUCUAUUUUUAUGUUGUACAAAGCUUGUAAUAUAGGAAAGAGAAUGAUUAUAACGAUGUUCCCUGAUGUUUGGGUGAAUGUGAGCCAGGUUUGACACACGGCCGCCAUUUUGGAUCUAGUUUCUGUGAGUUUACAAAAAAAAAACUAUUGAAAAUCAAGACUCGCUGGCCUCACUUUGACCAUGUUCACUUCACUGUGCUCCUUCAUGUAACCAAUCAUGUUUUUAUCAUUGAGAAUAAAGAAAUAUAUUCCUCUGGGAGAUGGGUUUAAAACA